This is a messenger RNA of Sclerotinia trifoliorum, 3108 nucleotides long. The record is from the annotation of a GenBank genome assembly. Lineage: Eukaryota; Fungi; Ascomycota; Leotiomycetes; Helotiales; Sclerotiniaceae.
AUUCUCGUCAAUUCUUAUAUUUUGUUAUACAUCUAGAUUAGCCAGCCGAGCUGACAACCAUGUUCUGUAAAACCGGGUCAUUGUUCAAUGCCGCUUUUUACUAGGGACGGAUGCACACACACCAGAUAGUGGGACUGAAGUUUAUUUACAUCAACAACAACAACGCAACAAAAAGUUAUCGUGCAAUGCGUACCACAUGCUCCAAUAUUGGGAGUUGUAGUAACAGUUCGCAGUCAUGCAUGAAAGGGAACUUGAUGAGAGGAAUGAAAUUGAUGAUUAUGAGCUUGUGAGAAGAGAUGAGGAAGAAGGAUUAGGGAAAAUUUCAGUUCACCAGGAGGAUGGACCAUGGAUACACAAAUGGCGAAUCGUAAAGCCUUGGUAUGUAUAAACCUAGAGGCUCAAUGGACCAGGGCUGAAUUCAAAAAUGUAGGAUUUGGAUAGGAUUCAGUAUUUCGUCUAUACUAACGGCAAGGAGACUUUUGACUACUGAUUUUAGUAAGAUUUUGUACUCCAUUUCUGUUCUGGUUGAACCCAAGCUGACACGGUUUUUUUAAGGAUAUCGUAAGUCUUUUCCCCAUGAAUAGGCACUAUUUUCAUUCAAAUGAAGAUCUACAUCUUCACAUAUCUUACUCCUGUUUAGCAAUAUGUUUUCUUGUUUUAUUGCAAAUCACUGCGUACUUCGGCUUGAGCAUUUUUGCCGUCCUGAUAAGUUUUGUCGACUACUUCACCAGUUUUCCGGAUUUGAAUCCAAAUCGGGGUCCAUCAUUUUUAGAAGGCGUUUCCGUUAUUACUAGAUAUUGCCUCACGGUACUCAUUUCAAUGAUUGCUUUGAUAUACAAUACGAAAGCGAUCAUGCUUUUCAACAAUUUGGCUGUAUUUUCUACUCUAUUAGUAUGCAGACUCUUCAUCUUUUAGUUUGCACUUUCUGACACUUCAAUAGAUACUGACAUAUGCAUUUGAUGCUUUCCUUUUUAGUCUAGCAUACGAUUUACGAAUGCUUCCUCGAGACAAAGGAUUUGACAAGACCAUUGUUGUCUGGGCCUUGGGCAUCUUUUUCCUUACUUCCACAAUUGUCUAUAACGACUAUCGACUCAACGUAGAAGCGCUUUCAUUUGCAAUACUUGGUAUGUUUCUCCUCAGUCUCGCCAGAACGGUGGCUGCGAUCGGAUAUCAAGUGCCUUCUCCCAAAAACCCUUCUCACGGAGCCUCACUCUAUUUCAUGCUUUGGGCUGGUUUACCUCCAUGUUUGCUCAUCACUCUCUAUACCGCAUACAAAUAUGAAGACUUCGGAACGGCAUUCUCUAUCCUUCGGACUUGGGAUUUUUCGACUUUUAUGAAGAACCUGGCUCCAGGUGCAUUAACUCAUGUUCUUUGGAAUACUCCUUUACGAUCCACAUUGUCACUUUCUACCAGUUCGAGGUCACCUUAUGAAUCAACAGACGAAAAUGCCCCGGAUGCAAUCGAUGCAACGCUCCACCUCUCCCUAGGUCUGAUGCUCAUGAGUACACUUAAGGAAGAAAAUGCGCUGGACUGGUUCCAGAUUUUUGCCUUCAUGCUCAUUUACCUUAUUAGUAUUGGCCCGAGAGAGAUAAGCCUCUAUUUUCCUAAAUCCAUAAAUUUUGUCUAUACUAUAAGGCGGAAGUCUGGCAUACCAACUCGAAGGCUCUACCCAAUGUGGCAUAAGCCGAUUUUACUUUGGACCACCACGCUUAUAUUCACCGUCAUGAGUUCAGCAGGUAUACUUUACUGGAUGGACACAAUCUCCAUUCGUCACGAUCAGAAAUUCUGGACAGGUCCAGAAUCUCCAUCUUUAGACACAAUUUACAGAGCAUCAACUAAAAAUCGUCUCCAAAUCGUCAUCGCUCAUUCAGCCGGCGAAUCAAUCCCUGAAAUUAAAUGGAUCGUAACUGGGAUUUUAACAUCACAGCCUGCCGUUUUGGCACACAAACCAAAUGUUGUAAUCUAUACAAAAGAUCCGUCGGCAGACAUCGUGAAGAAACUUCGAACAGAAGUCGUUUUCGGGGAUAUACAUCCUCUUCCCAAUAUUGGAGGUGUAUCUGGAAUUUUCCUUCAUCAUAUAUUGAAGAAUUGGGAUGAUCUACCUACGCAGACGCUUUUUCUCACUACCUCUUCAUAUACCAUCGAUAAUUUCGAUCUAAUCGGUCGUCGGUUAUUCGAUUAUUAUAAUCCUGCGCAACUACCACCCGCGGCAGAAAACUCGGAUACUUUAACCGGUUUCCUGAAUCUGGGGGAACUGGAAACGUGUGAUUGUUAUGGAUGCCUUGAUAAAAGUGGCUGGAAUGAUACAUUCAGACUAAUCCCGAGCAUGUGGUCUGCAUCUCGUCCGGUGGAAAAAGGUCAAGCAUCUCAUCAAUGCAAGAAAGUUAUUAUAACACAUGGAAAUAAUUUCAUUGCUUCAGCGGCACGCAUUCGAGGAAUCAAAAAGGAUAUUUGGGAGACUCUCAAUGAUGCGUUGUCAGACGAAUCAUUAAGUAGGGGCUGGGCUCAUGAUAGAUUGAAAUUAGGACCCGGAGGAAGAGAUGCGGAAAUUUUUGGUGAAAAGGACAGUUUGGAAAAACCGCAUUUGGGAUAUACGGUUGAGAGGCUGUGGGGAAUUCUGUUGGGCUGUUCAAAGCAGAAGAUUGCAUGGAGAUGUCCUAACUUGUGGAAGGGGUGGAGGAGGGGCUGGGAGAAGGAGGAUUGUGCCUGUAGAGAUUGAGAGUGCAUAUAGACAGCGGUGAAUGAACGAUAAUAGAUGUGUAUAAUUCAUGGAUGGACGCUAAGCUUCAGGUAGUGCACAUAUCUCCCAAGCUGACUAUUGUUCAUUAAUACGCUCACUUUCCUCCCCAUCUACUUCACGUCAAGCACACGAAUAUUUGAACGCCAAAAUUAGUUUCUUGGUCCGAUCACGUUUUAUCAUCAGUUCUACCUUCAUUUCCAACUCUACUGAUGAAUUUAUGCCCGCUUUCCCCUUCGUUCCUUCUCUACCCUUACGAUGAGUGAUUAUCUGUACAAUAAUUUGAAACCAAUAGCAACGCAAAAAUUCACGGUCACAACGGCAAGCGAUAUACCCAGCUGGAGAAAAACCGCAAUGGCAUAUAUAUACAG